AUGGUGUACUAUUCGUUGACGGAGGUUCCUCGCAACCUCAAGGAGGCUGUUGACUGGUUGAUCGCCCUGAAGGGAACUGAUGCUGAAAACAACUUGAAGGCUAUGGGCGUCGCACUUUACGACUUCCUUGGAAACAAGCCCGUUGGAAAGAUGGAAUUGCGCGGUCUUGAGAGGGUUAAGACUAUUUCUAAGGUCUUCUUCGACCGCGAGGAGCUUAAGGACAUGCCUUACAUUAAGGAGAUGAGGCAGAGGUUCGAGCAACCUAUGAACAAAUCCAGCUUGAUCGCCAAAUGGUUUUUGUCCGUCGCCGAGAGCGAUUAUGACAACGUCAUAAAAUCUAAGGGUUUGGAUGCUGGGGACAUCUCGGAGGAAUUGGGUGGUUUCGUGGAUGCCGCUGAGCAAUUCUUGGAUGGUGUCAAACCCGAAGGCACAUACGAAUCCGCCUACCACCCGAAUGCGACAUGGGAGACAUCGUGCACUAAAAGCCCGGAAGCUUGCGCACGUGUCUUGGUGGGUAUCGCGCCGAUGUUGUACGCUGGUUUGCGCCUUUUGGGUCACGCCGGCGUGGAUGCCACUCUCGGAGGUCCACGCUCUGCGGCCGGUAAGGAGCUGGGAAAUCUAAUGUCGUCGCUGGGUUACACGGAUCGGCAGAGGCGCCCUGAGAUGACGGGUUCGGAAGUCCGCGCUGCGUUGAGCGGCAUGGAUCAGGACGUGUUGGGUGUCAUCUACGACCUGGCCGGUUUUUGGGCUUUCUAUUGA
Molecule: messenger RNA, 759 nt
Organism: Babesia bigemina
Lineage: Eukaryota; Apicomplexa; Aconoidasida; Piroplasmida; Babesiidae
Exons: 1
Coding region: 1-759 (252 amino acids)
Source: RefSeq, a predicted model, not a curated record